This is a messenger RNA of Lobosporangium transversale, 2811 nucleotides long. RefSeq lists its product as hypothetical. Bases 71 to 2665 code for a protein of 864 amino acids. The record is from RefSeq and is a predicted model, not a curated record. NCBI's taxonomy places the organism in Eukaryota, Fungi, Mortierellomycota, Mortierellomycetes, Mortierellales, Mortierellaceae. The transcript is spliced from 4 exons.
CAAAAUCAUCUCGCGACAGCCAACAUCAAUUUUACUUUGAAAAAAGGAAAAGAAUAAAGAAACCAUCAUAAUGGUCACUCUCUCUUUGCCUGCAUCUCUUGCCAUUACGCCUGAGAAGUCGGAGGCACUGAUUUACGCCUGGGUCGUUUUCAAUGGAUUACCUGAUUUCAGUACCCUUCAACAUAUAGCCGACAAGGCGGGCCUUCAGUUUGAAGUUGUUCGUUAUUGGUUUCAUUGCCGCCUAAAUCUUGAAGGUAUCCAGUAUGCUCUUGCGAAUACGCAGGCACAGAGCCUCCAUAUGCCAGCGCUCGAUGAAUACUAUAAGCUGGAGGAGUUUUCCUUAGCAUUACAGAGGGACCGAACUCGCCACCAAACUGAACAUCACCAACACCACCAACACACAACUGGACAAGCAGAAUUAUACAAAAAUCAAUCAAAAAGGCGUACAAAGACAACUCGUCCUUCUCCAGGUUCGAGGAAAGACACACGACGUGCUUCUCACACCCCUUCCAUGGCUGAGGAGGUGGUUACUUUAUCCAGUGACGAUGAACAGAUAACACAGACAUCUGCAGGGCGCAAGAAGAGGAGGCUCAGUGCAGCAGGGGUCAGUUGCUCAUCCUUGGCUCAAUACACCGAGGAUUUAGAAAAUGGCUGGCUUGAAAGUAUUUCGACUAAUGUGUCUUCUUCAGGGAAAACUAAGAAAACCGAGAUCGAUCAACAAGGUGCAGAUUCAGGGGCCAUGAUCAGCAGUGCUGGAAUUAACUUUCAAAAACCAUCCAAGGAGGCAGAGUCACAGAUAGUAAAGCGCAAGGCUAUUUGUCUAAGUUCAUCAGACGAAGAAACAGUGGAGGAACUAGUCUUGGAAGUGGGGCAGGCUCCUUUGAAUAGAGUUAAUGUCCCUAAAGUGGGUGAGAAUGAAAAAGAUUUCCCACAACCGAGAAGGCAGCAAGGCGUCAAUCAGAAUCUAGCAGUGGUGUCCAUGGAGAGAAACCAGUUUGCUGAUAUCAGCGAUAUGGAAAAAGGAACGAAUGAAGAUGCGAUCCCCCAACUUGAUUACAAUCAGGAGACACCUUUUGAUACUUUUAAUCUGACAAUACCAAGUAACCCAAUUCCUAUAGCGGAGAGCAGUGUCAUUACAGCACAAAGGGAUACCGACACCUUCGCUAAUGAGGAGUGUAUAAUAUGGACUGUAACAAACACGUAUGAUGAAAAGAUCAGCAGUAUGCUCGACGAUACAUCUUGGCGACAUGAGUUUUCAUCGAUCAAACCAAUGAAGAGACCAAAGAGCACAAGUAAUUCUAUGGAUGGCAUCUCCCCUGAUGUUGUAAUCAUUGAAGGUUCGCGGCCAGCAGAAGACUCCGCAUCAACUCAAGGCACACUAGUGGUGGACGGUCUUGAUUACACACCACCGCCGAAUACGAUACCACGCAUCUCACAAAUUAGCUUUCCAGACUUUACGCGAAAGAACAAACACCUGGCAUCUAAAGAAGCAUAUCACGAGCAAUCCCGAGGAAGGUCCAGAACUCGACGAGAGAAUAAAACACAUCGAAGCGCACAUUAUUCCCGUGGACGGCCUCAAGGUCGAUCGCGUAGCCGUGCUGUGCCGUCAUCCUAUCGAUCACAUUCACGUAUGUCAUUACACCAUCGCGAUAAAUCGAUUGAACCCGACUCUAACUUGAGAGAGGACCGAGUCGAUCAAUGGCUUUCGAAUUACACGAUAAGCCCUGAUGCGAAUGGGUUUGGUAGUAUGCAGGAGCAUAGGCACGGACGUUCUAGAAGGCGCGCCUCGUAUCAUGAAGAUUCUUUUCAGUCUUAUAGUGAUGAUGAUGAUACAGUACAAUCUUCAAGGGAGAGGUAUUAUUUUGAAGACUCACGAAGCCGAGCGCGAACUUCAAGUGGUCGAGAACGUUAUUCAGAUUAUAAGAGAUCUAGCAGCAUGAAGGAUGAAGUGUAUCCUGAUACAAAUGAGAAGACUAAGCGACGGCGACAUUCAACUAAGGCACAUCGCAGUCAUCGGUCUCGUUCACGCCAUCACAGAGUUAAAUCGGAUAGUGAUGAGGAAUCCUAUACUGACUAUUAUAAAGAUCGUCAUCGCGACAGAAGAUCUAGAAAAAGUCAUCACCGCCGUACCGACUCUGACUCUGAUACGGAUGAUUAUGAUUCUAGAGAGCAUCGCUCCAGAAGCAAUAGAUAUUAUCGUGACCAUUCAAAGACUCGAGAGGAGAUCGAGCCUGAGAUUGAAGAGAGCUCACGCAGACGAGGAGACUACUGUUACCCCAGUUCACAUAAUCGUGCAAACAGCCCAGAUAACGCAUCCUCUGUAACACGACGAGGCAGAGACAGAGCUCAAUCGAGGAAACGCAAUGAUAUCCCUUCCGAUGGCAGUCAUACAACAUACUUAGAAAAACAUCAUGAUGAGCGUGAGAGCCGAAAGUCCAACCGAAGAUAUUCCAGCCAUGAUAAGAAAAGCUUCGUAGGACAUCGCCCCAGUAACACUACAAAAGAUAUUGAACAAUCUAUCACAAAUACCCCCGUGGAGGCGCCAUCCAAGGUGAAACUGAUCGAUAUUCAAGCACCAUCGCAACCGCAAGUGGCUCCUCCAUCUAUGUUACCAAAUGGUGGGAAGCGUCUUUUUGUGGUGUCACAAAUUGUGCGUCCCACAUGAACGUAAGAGAUAAUAAUGCAAGAUAUUAAUAUAAACAUAAUAGUAAUCAUAGUUAGCAUUAUGAAAUAGCACUUUACAGAAGUGUACAUGUAUAAGAAUGUACUAUUUGACAAUGUAUUCAAAACAAAAGCAAUAAAGUGUUCUGC